This is a messenger RNA of Oldenlandia corymbosa var. corymbosa, 3504 nucleotides long. The record is from the annotation of a GenBank genome assembly. NCBI's taxonomy places the organism in Eukaryota, Viridiplantae, Streptophyta, Magnoliopsida, Gentianales, Rubiaceae.
CAAAAGGACAUGAAGAAAUCAUUCGUCUCAGACGAAAACUUGAGCUAUGUUUAUCAAGUGCCAGCAAUUCGAUGCCACCAACAGUUGUUUCCCUACUUUGAAUCCCACAAAAAAUGUUCCCAGUAUUCAAAUUGGUGUUUCUUUCACUCCUAUUCAAACAGCAAAAUAUGACCACAAAAGAGGCCAACUCCAUAAACUCCAACACCAGGAGGAUAAACUGCUUCAGGGCACCAAAUGGGUCAAGAAUCCGAGCAGGAAAGAUGUCUUAUUUGAAAACCCAGUUGGAAAAGUUGGAAAAGAUGAAAACUUUGGUGGCAAUUUAGCUCAAGGGAAUGACAUGAAGAAUUCUCGCAGUAAUAAUACUGGUUCUGGAAUUCCUGCAUCUGGGUGUAGGAUCCAGAACAAUUUUCUGCGAAAUAAAGCGUGUGAGAUUGAUAAAGAUGUGAACUUGAACGGGAAAAGUAGGCCUAAAGGUGGCCAGGCCGUAUUGGAGAAAUCCCAUCCCGGAAAUUCAACUUAUAAGAGAAGAGAAAAUGGUGGUCUAAAUGGAGGAAAUGCAUUUUCUAGGAGCCCAGGUUGGAAAAUGAAGGAUAAGAGAAGAAUUGGUGAUGACCACAGAGGGGUAAACUUCAAUGGAGGUGGUGUGGAGCAAGUGAAGACCAAAUGUUCGACGAAAUGGCUGAAAUACAGUGGGUGUAUUCCAGCUAUACUGGAGGCUUUGGAGAGUUUCAGUGAUUUGGAUGAGGCGUUCAGGCCGUGGGAAAAGAGUCUGACCAAUAAAGAAAGAAGUAUAAUUUUGAAGGAGCAAGAAGGGUGGGAAAGAGCAUUGGAGAUUUUUGAAUGGUUUAGAAGGAAAGGUUGUUAUGAAGUGAAUGUUAUACACUACAAUAUAAUGCUUCGGAUUCUAGGUAAAGCUAAGAGGUGGGCUGAAGUUGAGUAUGUGUUGGAAGAAAUGAGACGAGAGAACAUCAAGCCAAUUAAUUCAACUUAUGGAACCCUGAUUGAUGUGUACAGUAAAGGAGAUCGUCGGAAGGAUGCUGUCAGCUGUUUGGAAUUGAUGAAUGCUCAAGGGAUGGAGCCAGAUGAAGUGACGUUGGGUACUAUUGUUCAAAUGUACAAGAAGGCCGGGGAGUUCAAGAAGGCUGAGGAGUUUUUCAAGAUGUGGUCAUCAGAAAACUCUCUGGAUAAUGGAAAAGGUAACUUAGGAAGAAAUGCUGCGUCCUCGAGAAGUGACUCUGGUGCUCCUGUUUGUCUGAGCUCAAUCACCUAUAAUACCAUGAUUGACACAUAUGGCAAGGCAGGGCAAGUGGAAGAAGCAUGUCAGACUUUUGAUCAAAUGCUUAGAGAAGGGAUUGUACCAACCACAGUUACCUUCAAUACAAUGAUUCACGUGUGUGGUAACAAUGGCCAGUUAGAUGAAGUUUCCUCACUUAUGAAGAAAAUGAAUGAUCUUCGAUGCGCUCCUGAUAUUCGAACAUAUAAUAUUCUCAUCGCGCUUCAUGCCAAGCAUGAUGACAUAACUACAGCAGCAAACUACUUUAGGAAGAUGAAAGCGGCUUCUUUGGAGCCAGAUAUUGUGAGUUACCGCACUCUUGUUUAUGCAUUCUCAAUAAGGCAUAUGGUCAAUGAAGUAGAAGAACUCAUUUCAGAGAUGGAUGAGAGGGGUCUGGAGAUAGAUGAAUUUACACAAUCAGCGCUGACUAGAAUGUAUAUAGAAGCUGGGAUGCUGGAAAAAUCAUGGCUGUGGUUUCAGAGAUUCCAUCUUUCAGGGAACAUGACUUCUGAGUGUUACUCUGCCAACAUUGAUGCUUUUGGGGAGCAUGGGUAUGUUUUGGAAGCAGAGAAGGUUUUCAACUGUUGUGUAGAGGAGAAAAAGCUAAGUGUAGUGGACUUCAAUGUUAUGAUUAAAGCUUACGGGAUCAGCAAGAGAUAUGGUGAAGCAUGCUGCUUGUUUGAUGAUAUGGAGGAGCACGGUAUACUUCCUGAUAGAUGUAGCUAUAAUUCGCUCAUUCAAAUGUUAGCUAGUGCAAACAUGCCCGAAAAGGCAAACAGCUAUGUAAUGAAAAUGCAUGAGGCAGGCUUCAUUGAUGAUUGUGUCCCUUAUGGUGCUGUGAUUUCCAGCUUUGUGAGGUCAGGGAAGUUGACAAUGGCUGCAAGAUUGUACAAGGAGAUGCUUAGUUUCAAAGUUCAGCCUGAUGUGAUUCUUUAUGGUAUAUUGAUAAAUGCUUUUGCUGACUCUGGAAAUGUCGCAGAAACUACCGCUUAUUUUGAUGAAAUGGUAAACUCCGGAAUACCACCAAAUGAGGUAAUAUACAGUUCUUUAAUAAAGCUAUACACCAAAGUAGGAUACUUGAAGGAAGCACAAGAAACAUAUCGAAGGCUUCAAUCCUUUGAGUCAGGUGCAGAUGUAUAUUCUUCAAAUUGUAUGAUAGACCUCUACAGCGAGAGAUCCAUGACUAGGCAAGCGGAAGAGGUUUUUGAAUAUUUGAAGAGAAACAGGAAAGCUAAUGAAUUUUCCUAUGCUAUGAUGCUGUGCAUGUACAGGAAAAAUGGGAGAUUUUCAGAAGCUACUCAGAUUGCUCAGAAGAUGAAAGAACUGGGCCUUCUGACGGAAUUAUUGACCUUUAACAAUGUUCUUGGCUUGUAUGCAUCUGAUGGGAGAUACAAGGAGGCAACAGAGACUUUCAAGGAGAUGUUGGCAUCUUCCAUUGAACCGGAUGACUCUACUUUCAAGGCACUUAGUAAUAUUUUGGCAAAAUGUGGAGUACCACGGGAGGCUAUUUUCAAGCUAGAGCGAAAGCGGAAAAAAGAUGCUAAGCUAGGCCUACAGGCAUGGAGCUCAAUCUUAUCUUCCUUAAUUGCUGUCUCUCAUGAUGAUUAUGACGAUGGCGAUUAUUUUCAAGCUUGAUAUAACUUAGCAUUGUUGCUGUAAGGAUUCUCAUUGGCUCUGCUUCAUGCACUAUAGCUGAAAAACUUGGUAGUCUGACAGCAUUUUGGAAAAAAACAGUUGCUGAAAUUGGUUGUAAAAAGUAAUUCCUUCAGAACUUUUUGCAGGAAAUUUGCUGUAGAAUCUGUAUAACUUUUAGCAGACCUUUCCAAAGGCUCAGCAUAGUUGAAUGUUUGGCUUUGUUUGUAAAUAUGAAUCAUCAAUUGGUCUAAAUGCAUCAGACUUCUGUAAAAUACAAAUGCAUUUAACAUUUUGACUGGGUUUUUGACUUUUUGUCAAACCCUUUGGAUUCGCUAUAGAGUAGCCUUUUGUUAGAUAUGGCAGCCACCCCUUACCUUAGGAGUGUGCCAGUGUAAUCAGCUAUUAUAGCUUCCACAGUACUGCAGAAACAGAUUACAGCCUUAUAGGCCUCUUAGAUUUAAUUUCAAUCCAUUUAAUGAUUCAGGUGAAAGUUUUGACCUACCUAGCCUAGGCUAGUGUAUUUGUUUUAGUUUACUACUACUACUACUUUAGGCCUUGCCUAGAAGCAUAGAGGAAACUUGGUUUUAGGUUCCGGU